ACCCAACAAUUUUCAUUGAACUACUAGCACUACUACUACUGCUGCUUCAAAGUUCAUACUCAUAAGCAAAGCAACUGAACAUGACUCCCAAGGCUUCUUUCUUUCUCUUCUCUAUUUUAGCACUUCUGUUUGCUGCAAGAGCUCAAGACAGAGCUCCUCAUGGCCUGGCUUUUGAGAAUCCAGUGGCCUUUUCACCCUCCGCAGUUGAAUUUUUCCAUCCGAAAACACAAGAACCCAACACUAAGAAACCUUGUGCAGAAUCAUCUGGUUGUUCAUCAUUGCCUCUAGCAGCUGAAGUGGAGGCUACUCAAACACAGGAAACUGAAGUAUCAUCAUCCCAGAAAGUUGGGAGUCAGCUAGGAGCUGGCGGCAUUACCGGCAUUGUGCUCGGUUUGGCAUUUGCAAUGCUACUAGCAAUGGAGGGUUUUUAAGUAUUCAUCACAUGUCGAGUCAACCUCAAAUGUGGCAGCUCCAUUUCAACCUGAUGCUUGAUGGGGUUACUACAUUAGGCUUGAUUUUUUUGACAGACCAUUUCCUCCUUCUGCCUCCUGCUAUUCUGUUUUGCCAGUCAUUCUGUUAUUUCUUACUAUCUAAUGUGUUCUAAUUUGUUUUUUUUUUUAUCUGGAAUGUAUCAAGGUUUCAAUAGUGCUUAUUGCUUCAUAUUCUACAAGUGACGCACCAUUAUCAGCUUUUUACAACGAGGAAAAUAAAUGAAUUCUAAGCAAUGCAGACAGAUGUGGAAAAGUAGACGUCUAAGUAGCACAUAAAAGAAUGUUCUAACACAAUCAAAGGUUCAAAUCAUUGGGUUACACAAGCUAGUUGCUCAAAAGAAAGGCUAAAUUACUAUGGGGUCCCCACUUAUAACAUUAUUUAUUACUAUGUCCCUCAAUUUUAAAAAAUGGAUUAAAAGGUCU
Hevea brasiliensis (rubber tree) is the source of this 914-nucleotide messenger RNA. RefSeq lists its product as uncharacterized. The record is from RefSeq and is a predicted model, not a curated record. Bases 81 to 431 code for a protein of 116 amino acids. NCBI's taxonomy places the organism in Eukaryota, Viridiplantae, Streptophyta, Magnoliopsida, Malpighiales, Euphorbiaceae. The transcript has a single exon.